CCAUCACGGACUUUCCAUCCAAGGCUGAUCUAGAAGAGUUACAGUAUUGCGCAGCCUGACGCGUUUUUUUAGUGAGCAGUCACCUGUCGGUGGUACGGCAUGAUGACUGCAGUCACUUCACGGAGCUUCGAAUUCUCCCACCACUUAAAUGAGUCCACGCAGCCAGCAAUCACCCCACAUCUUCCUUUUCCACGUUCGUCGGGUCGGGGACCGCCAGGUGUUUUCUCUAGUGUUGCAGGUAGUAUAAUGUCCAACUCCUAAACGCCAUGAAAUCCGUCGACUCACUCUUCCGCCAGCAUGAAGCCCCAUCACAGACCUUUCGCCGUCCACCGCAAGAUUUCCAUAGUCUCUUUAGCGCUUCUGUUCGUUGCUUUCCUGCUCCUGCUCCUCGUCGGUAUUUCUUUGCCGAUAAUCAAAACUAUAUACCUCAUCCGAGUCUAUUCAACGGCUGAGAGGAACCAACCAGCGACAAGCAUUGCAACAGAGCUGCGAUUCGGAGUAUGGGGUGUGUGUGCAACAAGUGCACUGAACCGACCGUCUUUGUUGACGAAUGAUGGAGAGUGUUUUGGCCCAAGGCUUGGUUAUGAUAUACCUUCAUCAGUAACCGAACUCGUGGGCGUGGAUGCAAGUCUCGUCCAGGUCGCCUUGAAGGGCCUCCUGGUCAUCCUCAUCCUUCACAUUGUGGCAGCGGGACUAUCCCUCGCCGCGCUCAUUCCAGCUAUGUGCCUUGGAUCGCAUGCUUUCGCCAUUGUGGCCCUCGUGCUCUCAAUGAUCACAGCAAUUUUGGGGACCGUCGUAUUUGGGGUGGAUCUAGCCUUGGUUCUGGUACUCAAGAAUAAGCUGCCAAGCCUGUCAAGUCAGGUUGACCUUGGGAUUGGGUUUGGUAACGGAAUUUGGAUGGUCUUAGUCGCCGUGGUUUUGACGUGGGUUGCUGUGAUAACGCUUUCUGCCAGAGCGUGCUUCUGCUGCGGAGUUCGUAGAAAAUCGUUCAAGUAUUAAUGAUCUGGCUUGCAUGGGCUCUUACGACUAUCAUGAUCUUUACCCUUAUGAUUCGAAUCAAUGGAAACUCUGUAGCAUAUAUUUGAAGAUUCAUUGACGUAUGAAUAGGCUACGGUAGCACCAGCACUGUAUACCCCAUACUUCCUCAGAAUCUGUUUCU
Molecule: messenger RNA, 1159 nt
Organism: Desarmillaria tabescens
Lineage: Eukaryota; Fungi; Basidiomycota; Agaricomycetes; Agaricales; Physalacriaceae
Product: actin cortical patch SUR7/pH-response regulator pali
Exons: 3
Coding region: 298-999 (233 amino acids)
Cellular component (GO): plasma membrane; cell division site; growing cell tip
Source: RefSeq, a predicted model, not a curated record